ACAGUGUGGCACGAGGAGCUGCCGAGCUGUCGCGCAACUUUACUUCACGUGUCAAACCACGCUAGCGCACACGUCGCGGAACGUCACUGUGUCGUUUGUAAACGCCGGACACGCAUACGGUGCUUUCGCGGCUCAUCGAGCUCGUGCUCUGUUAUUUCGUGAAACACACACUAUCGAGGGAAUCUGACGAUGGCGCCGAAGCAAAGAAUGCGCAUCGCCAACGAGAAGGCGACGAAGAACAUCACGUUACGCGGAAACGUUCCCAAGUCUUCGAAAUCGCAAGAAGAAAGUUCUCCAGUUGGUCCUUGGUUGCUAGCUUUAUUCCUCUUUGUUGUUUGUGGAUCUGCUGUAUUUCAAAUCAUCCAAAGUAUUAGAAUGGCUUGAAGAUGAAGAAGAAGGAAGGUGCUACUGUUAAUCUUAAUGCAACAUACUGUUUACAACUCAUCGCUAAUAUGAAAAAAAGAUUAGCGGAUUAUUUCAAUAGAUUGUAAAAAGGAAGAGUGAUAUUAUAGGAAACAAAAUGUAUACUCAUAAUGGCAAAAUUUUGACAGUAGCUGGAAAAUUA
Molecule: messenger RNA, 565 nt
Organism: Camponotus floridanus (Florida carpenter ant)
Lineage: Eukaryota; Metazoa; Arthropoda; Insecta; Hymenoptera; Formicidae
Product: stress-associated endoplasmic reticulum protein 2
Exons: 3
Coding region: 190-384 (64 amino acids)
Biological process (GO): endoplasmic reticulum unfolded protein response
Cellular component (GO): endoplasmic reticulum
Source: RefSeq, a predicted model, not a curated record